AUGGCAGGCCUGCGAUGGUUCGCAUCGGUCGCCAUGCAGCUGUUGAUGAUCCUAUGCUUGGUUCGCCGUAGCAGCUCGCAGUGUCGGUUCGGGGCUGUCUUAGUGAAUGGAGUGAAUGGAAGUACGUGCUUGUGCGAUCAGGGCAAUUACGGAGAUGCAGCUGCCUGCUUGCCAUGUCCCAAGGGAACCUACAAGUCUGAGGUCGGGACGGCCAGGUGUAGAGACUGUCCACUAUUCUCAGACUCUGAGAAAGCGAGCAUCUCGCCCAACAACUGCAGUUGCAUCACCGGAUACACCAAGAUCAGUGGGGAAUGUUUCCGAUGCCUCGCCCCAGACAACUGCGCGAAGAUCGUGUCAACGAGGGAGAAGAUCGGGGUCUGCGGCAACUGCUCCCUGUACUUCCAAUACAACGACAGCGGGCUUCACGUCGAUGUGGGUGCAGCCGAUUACCAGGAGACGCUGGGUGGGGAGAAAUUCUGCUACUGCACAUACCUCGAUCUCUCCAACAGGUACCUCGCAAAACUCGGCCCCUCGGUCUUCAGCAAGAUGAGAUUCUUGGAGCGUUUGGAUCUGUUCGGCAACUACCUGGCCAGCAUUUCAGCUACGGCUUUCAGCAACCUCCCGUACCUGAAGCAGCUCUAUCUCCAGGGCAACAAGAUGCGGUACCUCCCCCCGGGCCUCUUCAACAACCUCACAAGCCUCGAAGGCGUCUACUUGGAUCAAAACAGUCUCAUCGUCCUCGAGCCUGAUGUAUUCUCCGGACUUGAUAAUCUGAAAACCAUCUACUUGGAAUCAAAUAAUCUGGAAGAAAUUUCGUCCAGUCAGUUCCAAAACCUGGGUCAGCUACAGACGCUGGAGAUUUCUUACAACUACAUGGUCAACUGCUUGGACUUGCCUAAUGUGACAGUUUUUCAGACAGGAUGCAGUAGUCCUUGA
Messenger RNA from Guillardia theta CCMP2712, 936 nucleotides. RefSeq lists its product as hypothetical. Gene Ontology annotation, molecular function: protein binding. The record is from RefSeq and is a predicted model, not a curated record. Gene Ontology annotation, cellular component: extracellular matrix. The transcript has 4 exons. Lineage: Eukaryota; Cryptophyceae; Pyrenomonadales; Geminigeraceae. Bases 1 to 936 code for a protein of 311 amino acids.